CCCCCUUCCACUCACUGGUUUUUCAGAGCUAUUUUCCAAGCCGAAGCUGGAAUCUUCCGCCACCCGUCUGGACCAGGGAGAAAGCCUGAACCUGUGGUGCUCCAUUCCAGGAGCACCUCCAGCCAACUUCACCAUCCAGAAGGAAAAGAUGAUUAUGUCAGAGUCUCAAAAUUUCACCAGGAUCGCCUCAGCGAGGGACAGUGGGACAUACACCUGCAACGCAAGCAUGGGCAAGGUGGUCAAGAGAAGCAGUGGAGUCCAGAUAACCGUGUGUGAAAUGCUCUCCAAGCCUAGGAUUUUUUAUGACUCCAGCUCCGAGGUGAUAAAAGGACAGACCAUCGCAGUCAGCUGCCAAUCCAUAAAUGGAACCGUGCCUAUUUCUUACCACCUUUUAAAAGCAAAUAACAUUUUGGAGAGCCGUGACAUGACCUCAAAUGAGCCUGCAGUAUUCAAAGACAACCCAACGAAAGAUGUAGAAUACCAGUGUAUUGUGGAUAAUUGUCACUCCCAUACCGAAAUGGCCAGUGAAGUUCUGUGGGUCAAGGUGAUAGGUGAGUUGUUGUGCUGUGGGAAGAAAUCCUGUGGUUUGGGGGCUUUACUUCACAUUUUCAAAGGUUUGGGGUUGCCCCGGGGGGUUGUAUGCACAAGUGGGUGGUACUUGUGCAAAGGCCAUAAACAUGUGGCAGCGCGGGCCCAAGGCCUAGGUAAAUGGGUCCAGAAGAUAUCUGGUGGCUCUUGGUGUGGCCAGUGACAUCUCUUUGCAGAA
This is a messenger RNA of Leptonychotes weddellii (Weddell seal), 766 nucleotides long. Lineage: Eukaryota; Metazoa; Chordata; Mammalia; Carnivora; Phocidae. The record is from RefSeq and is a predicted model, not a curated record.